AUGGCUCGCUUCCGCCCGCUUUCCAUUGCUAAGCGCAGAGACCACAGACCGUCGACGCCAGAUACGCUCUACACCAUGUCGUCCAUGUCUUCGUCAGGUAGCCACUGCAGCAGCAAUGGCAGACCUCUGAGCCGGGAUUAUGAUACUGGCUUCCCAGAGCUGCCCAGGACAACAACAUGGAGACACCCCGAAGCAAAUACAUCACCGGAUGCUUGCAUCUCGGCCGAGGAUAUUGAUCCCGCCAAGGCCCUGCAACGUCACCACAAGCACUUCCUCCACAGCAAAUAUAAGCGCACCACCAGCCACGGCAGAAUCACAUCCGAGAUGGAACUCGAGUUCCUCAAAUCCCAGGAAGCUCUCAACUCGACAGACAGCGCAAUUGGCCUCGAGGAUGACCAUAUUUUGGUUGUCGAUGAUGCAGCGGCCAGGCCCUCUAGUAGAGAUGGUGCUGAGAGCAUCGUGAUCCCCACCGAUGGUUUCCUGAAGGCGGUCGAACGACCAUCCAGUCCUACAGACUCCCAGUAUAGCCGAAGUGGAGAGUCGUCGCGGCGGAGGAGCCUCUUUAGCCGUCUACGCCAUCACAAACAUUAA
Molecule: messenger RNA, 591 nt
Organism: Pestalotiopsis fici W106-1
Lineage: Eukaryota; Fungi; Ascomycota; Sordariomycetes; Amphisphaeriales; Sporocadaceae
Exons: 1
Coding region: 1-591 (196 amino acids)
Source: RefSeq, a predicted model, not a curated record